This is a messenger RNA of Erigeron canadensis, 4592 nucleotides long. Its product is annotated as ABC transporter D family member 1-like. NCBI's taxonomy places the organism in Eukaryota, Viridiplantae, Streptophyta, Magnoliopsida, Asterales, Asteraceae. Gene Ontology annotation, biological process: long-chain fatty acid import into peroxisome; fatty acid beta-oxidation; peroxisome organization. Gene Ontology annotation, cellular component: peroxisomal membrane. Gene Ontology annotation, molecular function: ATP binding; ATP hydrolysis activity; ABC-type transporter activity. The record is from RefSeq and is a predicted model, not a curated record.
UAAAUUACAUCACCCUUUCUCCUCCUCCUCCUCUCACAAAAUUUGGCUUUGCCUUUUGCUGACUGAUUGUGUGUGUAUGUGUGUGUGAUAUUCUUCCGUACCUGCCAAAAACACCGAUCCAAACCCCCCAAAAAUACUUAACAAAAACUCACUUUUUUUUUUUAUCCUUUUUUUUUUCUUUCAUAAAUCCGAUCAUAAAACACACACACACACACACACACUUCAUGCUUCCACUUCAAUUUCACUUCAUCAAAUUAUUACUUGUUUUUAGCAUAGGAUAGAACGAUUGGCUGACGUCAUCACCUAGUCUACUUAUAUUUAUAGAUAAUAGAUAUAUCAUCAAUCGAUCAGUUGGUGGAUUUCAAGUAUGACUUCUCUUCAGCUAUUACAGUUGACGGAACGAGGCCGUUCCCUCUUUUCUUCCAGUCGCAGGAAAACAUUAUUGCUAGCCACUGGGAUUAUAGUUGCUGGUGGGACUGCUGCAUAUAUGCAAUCACAAAGCAGGAUAAGAAGGCCCAAUGGAACUGGUGAACUGAAUGGUCUGGGAGAUGACCAUGAACAAGCAGAGUUGGAUGUCGGUAAUAGAACUAUUACAAAAAAGAGUAGACAAAAGAAAGGACUAAAAUCACUCCAGGUUCUGGCUGCAAUUCUCCUAUCCCAUAUGGGCAAAUUGGGUGCAAGGGACCUUUUAGCUCUUCUGGCCACAGUGGUGUUACGAACUGCUGUGAGUAAUAGAUUAGCAAAAGUUCAGGGGUUUCUGUUCCGUGCUGCUUUUCUUCGACGUGUGCCAACUUUUGUUCAGCUGAUUAUUGAAAACAUUACCUUAUGUUUUGUUCAAUCUGCUUUGUAUUCUACAUCCAAGUAUAUAACAGGGACCUUGAGCUUGAGGUUCAGAAAAAUAUUGACAAAGCUUAUACAUGCCCAAUAUUUUCAGAAUAUGAUAUAUUACAAAAUGUCUCAUGUUGAUGGACGAAUAACUAAUCCUGAGCAAAGAAUUGCCAGUGAUGUACCCAGGUUCUGCUCGGAACUUAGUGAUCUUGUACAGGAAGAUCUUACUGCAGUUACUGAUGGCCUUUUAUAUUCCUGGCGUCUGUGUUCUUAUGCAAGUCCCAAGUACAUAGUUUGGAUAUUGGCAUAUGUGCUAGGAGCCGGAGCCACCAUUAGAAACUUCUCUCCUGCAUUUGGAAAGUUGAUGUCAACGGAACAACAACUUGAAGGUGAAUAUCGACAACUACACUCAAGGUUAAGGACUCAUGCAGAAAGCAUAGCAUUUUAUGGCGGUGAGAAUAGAGAAGAAUCGCACAUCCAGCAGAAGUUUAAGGCACUUGUUGGGCAUCUGAAAAAAGUCCAACAUGAACAUUGGUGGUUCGGCAUGGUCCAAGAUUUCUUGUUAAAGUAUCUUGGAGCUACUGUAGCUGUCAUCCUAAUUAUAGAGCCUUUCUUUUCUGGAACUUUACGGCCAGACACCUCAACUUUAGGACGAGCAGAAAUGCUGAGCAAUCUGAGAUAUCACACCAGUGUGAUAAUCUCUCUAUUUCAGUCCUUGGGAACUCUCUCCAUUAGUUCUAGACGGCUUAAUCGUUUAAGUGGUUAUGCGGACCGUAUUCAUGAACUUAUGGCUAUAUCCAGAGAAUUAAGUGCAAAAGAUGUACCGUCUUUACAACGAAGAGGGAGCAGUAAUUAUAUAACCCAGGCAGAUUACAUAGAGUUUGAUGGAGUCAAGGUGGUUACCCCCAGUGGUAAUGUUUUGGUGGAAGACCUGACCUUAAAGGUUGAAUCAGGGUCGAAUCUUUUAAUUACAGGACCAAAUGGUAGUGGUAAAAGCUCACUAUUCCGGGUUUUGGGUGGCCUGUGGCCUUUGGUGUCUGGUCAUAUAGUGAAACCUGGGGUUGGUUCGGAUCUCAAUAAAGAGAUUUUCUAUGUUCCCCAGCGUCCUUACACCGCAGUAGGAACUCUACGUGACCAGUUGAUAUAUCCCCUUACCAAGGAACAAGAAGUUGAACCUCUCACUGACAGCAAAAUGAUUGAGCUGUUGAAAAAUGUUGACCUUGAGUAUUUAUUAAAUCGCUACCCAUCAGAAAAAGAGAUAAAUUGGGGAGAGGAGUUGUCUCUUGGGGAGCAGCAAAGGUUGGGAAUGGCAAGACUUUUCUAUCACAAACCCAGAUUUGCAAUUCUUGAUGAAUGCACGAGUGCCGUGACAACUGAUAUGGAAGAACGCUUUUGUGCUAAAGUUCGAGCUAUGGGAACGUCCUGCAUCACUAUAUCUCAUCGACCUGCUCUUGUUGCAUUCCAUGAUGUGGUGUUGUCAUUGGACGGAGAAGGUGGUUGGAGAGUUAAUCGCAAAAGGGAGGAUUCCCUAAUUCGUAAUGGUACUGGUAUUGAGUCUUCUAAACUGAAGUCAUCUGAAUCAGAACGUCAAAGUGAUGCUAUGGCAGUGCAACGUGCAUUUGAAAAUACAAACAAUGAAUCUGCGUUUUCUAGUUCCAAGUCACAGUCAUAUUUUUCAGAGUUAAUAGCUGUGUCCCCAUCCGAGGGUGUUGUUACUUCUAUUCCUGUUGUACCACAACUGCAAAAUGAUCCCCGGGUACUGCCAUUAAGAAUAGCUGCGAUGUUUAAAGUACUGGUGCCAACAGUACUAGAUAAACAAGGAGCCCAACUUCUUGCUGUUGCCGUUCUUGUAGUUUCAAGAACAUGGAUAUCAGAUCGCAUAGCUUCUUUAAAUGGAACGACUGUGAAGUAUGUUUUGGAGCAAGAUAAAGCAGCCUUCAUACGGUUGAUUGGUGUUAGUGUCCUUCAAAGUGCGGCUUCAUCAUUUGUUGCACCUUCUUUGAGGCAUUUGACUGCCAGACUUGCACUAGGAUGGAGGAUCAACUUGACUUCACACUUACUAAAGAAUUACUUGAGGAAGAAUGCAUAUUACAAGGUAUUUCACAUGUCAGCAGUUAGUGUUGAUGCAGAUCAGAGAAUAACACAAGACCUGGAAAAGUUAAGCACUGAUUUAUCAGGGCUGGUGACAGGAAUGGUAAAGCCAACUGUCGAUAUACUAUGGUUCACAUGGAGAAUGAAAAUGUUAACCGGGCGCCGUGGUGUUGCUAUACUCUAUGCGUAUAUGUUACUAGGGUUAGGCUUUCUAAGGAGUGUCACUCCAGAUUUUGGUGACCUAGGAAAUCGGGAACAAGAACUUGAAGGAAGCUUUAGGUUCAUGCAUGAGAGGCUGCGUACCCAUGCUGAGUCUGUUGCGUUUUUCGGAGGUGGUGCUCGAGAAAGAGCGAUGAUUGAGUCAAGAUUUAAUGAGCUUCUGGCUCAUGCCAAAGUUCUACUGAGGAAGAAAUGGUUAUUUGGCAUACUGGAUGAUUUUGUUACGAAACAACUGCCUCACAAUGUUACUUGGGGAUUGAGCUUGUUAUAUGCCAUGGAGCACAAAGCUGACCGUUCAUUGACCUCCACUCAAGGUGAGCUGGCACAUGCAUUGCGGUUUUUGGCAUCUGUUGUAUCUCAAAGCUUCUUGGCUUUUGGUGACAUUCUGGAGCUGCAUAGAAAGUUCAUUGAACUCUCUGGUGGUGUUAAUCGGAUUUUUGAACUUGAAGAGCUUCUCAAUGCUGCACAAUCUGAUGAGACUGUUGGCACUUCAUCACAGUCCGAUGAGAUGCAUUUCAAAAAUGAGGACGGUAUCUUUAUUUCGGAGGUUGAUAUAAUUACGCCAUCACAGAAAUUGUUAGCAAGGAGGUUGACGUGUAAUAUAGUACCAGGGAAAAGCCUUCUUCUUACUGUUAGUCCAAAUGGUAGUGGGAGUUCGGUGUUCAGGGCUCUUCGUGGUCUUUGGCCUAUUGUCAGUGGACACAUUCAUAAACCUUCCCACAAUGUUAAUGAUGUUGGUGAAUUCAAUUGUGGUAUAUUAUACAUUCCCCAGAAACCGUAUACUUGUUUGGGAACAUUACGAGAUCAAAUUAUCUAUCCUCUCUCACAUGACCAAGCAGAAAAGAGGGCGUUAAGUUUGUAUCGAGAAGGGCAAAACGAUGAUGUUGACGCAAAUAUUCUGGAUGUGCAUCUCAGAACAAUUCUAGAGAAUGUGAAAUUAUCUUACCUUUUUGAAAGGGAAGGAAGCUGGGAGGCUAGUCAAAACUGGGAAGACAUCCUUUCUCUUGGGGAACAACAGAGAUUAGGCAUGGCCCGGUUAUUCUUUCACAAGCCUCGGUUUGGUGUCCUUGAUGAAUGCACCAAUGCUACAAGUGUGGAUGUUGAAGAGCACCUUUAUAGGCUUGCACGUGAUCUAGGCAUUACGGUUAUUACAUCAUCACAGCGUCCUGCUUUAAUACCAUUCCACUCUAUGGAAUUGCGAUUGAUCGAUGGAGAAGGAAAGUGGGAGCUUCGGUCCAUCAAGCAUUGAGUUAAGAGCCUCUCAUUUGAAGGUGACAUCAUAACUACUUGUUAGGCAAUUAUCUAUUCAGUCUUUUGGCAAAAGUUUAAUGAAAUAAGUAAGACCAGAUAUAGGGUAUACAACUAUAUAGCUGAUUGUUUCAUGUAUUAUACGAAACAUGUAUAUUUGUUUUGCUGUAAAACAGUUUCUAUAUAGUCGAUUUGAUUGAACUGUA